CGGGAGCGAGGGAGCGGAGGAGGUAGAGAAGAGCGGAGGACAGGGGAGGGAGCGCAGCUUGGUUGCUCCGUAGUACGGCGGCUCGCGAGGGAGGAUCCCGAGCGGGCUCCGGGACGCACGGAGGGGCGGGCGGGGAUGGUGUGCGGGGCUGCGGCUCCUGCGUCCCCUCCCGCUGUGAGUGAGCGGCACUGAUUUGUCCCUGGGGCGGCAUCGUGGACCCGCCUGGAGAUGAGUAUCUCGUGCUUGACACAUAAUGUUGUGAAUCAACAAUUGUAAGGGUCGUAGGUGACAUCUGCGUCGAUUAGCAAGGUGAAAGUAACAGAACCAUGGCUCAGUUUCUAACACCUUUUGGUGGUAGCCUGGAUGUUUGGACCAUAACUGUAGAUGAAAGAGCAAAGCAUGAUCAGCAGUUCCAUAGUUUAAAGCCAAUAUCUGGAUUUAUUACUGGUGAUCAAGCUAGAAACUUUUUUUUUCAAUCUGGGUUACCUCAACCUGUUUUAGCACAGAUAUGGGCACUCGCUGAUAUGAAUAAUGAUGGAAGGAUGGAUCAAGUGGAGUUUUCCAUAGCGAUGAAGCUCAUCAAACUGAAGCUGCAAGGGUAUCAGCUCCCCUCCACACUUCCCCCUGUCAUGAAACAGCCACCAAUUACUAUUUCUCGUGCACCAGCGUUCGGUAUGGGCGCUAUCGCCAGCAUGCCGCCGCUGACCGGUGUCGCUCCAGUGCCAAUGAGUUCCAUUCCUGUCGUGGGAAUGUCACCCCCCCUAGUUUCCUCUGUUCCUGCAGCAGGAGUGCCUCCCCUGGCUAAUGGGGCGCCCCCCGUCAUACAGCCUCUGUCUGCAUUCGCUCAUCCCGCAGCCACAUUGCCAAAGAGUUCUUCCUUUAGUAGAUCUGGUCCAGGGUCACAGUUAAACACUAAACUACAGAAGGCACAAUCAUUUGAUGUGGCUAGUGUCCCUCCCGCAGCUGAGUGGGCUGUUCCUCAGUCCUCCAGACUGAAAUACAGACAGUUAUUCAACAGUCAUGACAAAACCAUGAGUGGACACUUAACAGGUCCCCAAGCAAGAACUAUUCUUAUGCAAUCAAGUUUACCACAAGCUCAGCUGGCUUCAAUAUGGAAUCUUUCUGACAUUGAUCAAGAUGGAAAACUCACAGCAGAAGAAUUUAUCCUGGCUAUGCACCUAAUUGAUGUAGCUAUGUCUGGCCAGCCACUGCCACCGGUCCUGCCCCCAGAAUACAUUCCACCUUCCUUUAGAAGAGUUCGAUCUGGCAGUGGUAUAUCUGUCAUAAGCUCAACUUCGGUAGACCAGAGGUUACCAGAGGAACCAGUUUUAGAAGAUGAACAGCAACAACUAGAAAAGAAAUUACCUGUCACCUUUGAAGAUAAGAAGCGUGAGAACUUCGAGCGCGGCAACCUGGAACUGGAGAAGCGGAGACAAGCGCUCCUGGAGCAGCAGCGCCAGGAGCAGGAGCGCCUGGCGCAGCUGGAGCGGGCGGAGCAGGAGAGGAGGCAGCGGGAGCGCCAGGAGCAGGAGCGCAAGCGGCAGCUGGAGCUGGAGCGGCAGCUGGAGCAGCAGCGGGAGCUGGAGCGGCAGAGAGAGGACGAGCGCAGGAGAGAGAUCGAGAGGCGCGAGGCUGCGAAACGGGAGCUUGAAAGGCAACGGCAGCUUGAAUGGGAACGGAAUCGAAGACAAGAACUGUUAAAUCAAAGAAACAAAGAACAAGAGGACAUAGUUGUGCUGAAAGCAAAGAAAAAGACUUUGGAAUUUGAAUUAGAAGCUCUAAAUGAUAAAAAGCAUCAGCUAGAAGGAAAACUUCAAGAUAUCAGAUGUCGAUUGACGACCCAAAGGCAAGAAAUUGAGAGCACAAACAAAUCUAGAGAGUUGAGAAUUGCUGAAAUUACCCAUCUACAGCAACAAUUACAGGAGUCUCAGCAAAUGCUUGGAAGACUUAUUCCAGAAAAACAGAUACUCAAUGACCAAUUAAAACAAGUUCAGCAGAACAGUUUGCACAGAGAUUCACUUCUUACACUCAAAAGAGCCUUAGAAGCAAAAGAACUAGCUCGGCAGCAGCUACGAGACGAACUGGAUGAAGUGGAGAAAGAAACUAGAUCAAAACUACAGGAGAUUGAUAUUUUCAAUAAUCAACUGAAGGAACUAAGAGAAAUACAUAAUAAGCAGCAGCUCCAGAAACAGAAGUCCAUAGAGGCUGAACGACUGAAACAGAAGGAACAAGAGCGAAAGAUCAUAGAAUUAGAAAAACAAAAAGAGGAAGCCCAAAGACGAGCCCAGGAAAGGGACCAGCAGUGGCUGGAGCACAUGCAACAAGAGGAUGAGCAUCAAAGGCCAAGAAAACCCCACGAGGAGGAAAAGCUCAAAAGGGAAGAGAGUGUCAAAAAGAAGGACAGUGAGGAAAAGGGCAAACAGGAAAUGCAAGACAAGCUGAGUCGGCUUUUCCAUCAACAUCAAGAACCAGCUAAGCCAGCUGUCCAGGCACCCUGGUCCACCGCAGGAAAAGGCCCACUUACAAUUUCUGCGCAGGAGAAUGUAAAAGUGGUGUAUUACCGAGCACUGUAUCCCUUUGAGUCCAGAAGUCACGAUGAAAUCACGAUCCAGCCGGGAGACAUAGUCAUGGUGGAUGAAAGCCAAACUGGAGAACCGGGAUGGCUUGGAGGAGAAUUAAAAGGAAAGACAGGAUGGUUCCCUGCAAACUAUGCAGAGAAAAUCCCAGAAAACGAGGUUCCCGCCCCAGUCAAACCAGUGACAGAUGCCGCCUCCACCCCUGCACCCAAACUGGCUGUACGUGAGACCCCCGCUCCUUUGACGGUGACGUCUGCAGAGCCUUCCACGACCCCCAACAACUGGGCCGACUUCAGCUCCACGUGGCCCACCAGCAUGAAUGAGAAACCAGAAACGGACAACUGGGACGCGUGGGCAGCCCAGCCCUCCCUCACGGUUCCAAGCGCCGGGCAGUUGAGGCAGAGAUCGGCCUUCACCCCAGCCACGGCCACGGGCUCCUCGCCAUCUCCUGUUUUAGGCCAGGGUGAAAAGGUGGAGGGACUACAAGCGCAAGCCCUGUAUCCUUGGAGAGCCAAGAAGGACAACCACCUAAAUUUUAACAAAAAUGAUGUCAUCACCGUCCUGGAGCAACAAGACAUGUGGUGGUUUGGAGAAGUUCAAGGCCAGAAGGGCUGGUUCCCCAAGUCCUACGUGAAACUCAUUUCAGGGCCCGUAAGGAAAUCUGCAAGCAUGGAUUCUGGUUCUUCAGAAAGUCCUGCUAGUCUAAAGAGAGUGGCUUCCCCAGCAGCCAAGCCGGCCGUGUCAGGAGAAGAAUUUAUUGCCAUGUACACUUACGAGAGUUCUGAGCAAGGCGAUUUAACCUUUCAGCAAGGGGAUGUGAUUUUGGUUACCAAGAAAGAUGGUGACUGGUGGACAGGAACAGUGGGCGACAAGUCCGGAGUCUUCCCUUCUAACUAUGUGAGGCUUAAAGAUUCAGAGGGCUCUGGAACUGCUGGGAAAACAGGGAGUUUAGGAAAAAAACCUGAAAUUGCCCAGGUGAUCGCCUCCUACACGGCUACUGGUCCCGAGCAGCUUACCCUGGCCCCCGGUCAGCUGAUUUUGAUUCGAAAAAAGAACCCAGGUGGAUGGUGGGAAGGAGAGCUGCAAGCACGUGGGAAAAAGCGCCAGAUAGGCUGGUUCCCUGCUAAUUAUGUCAAACUGUUAAGCCCUGGCACGAGCAAAAUCACUCCAACAGAGCCACCUAAGCCGACGGCGUCCCCAGCAGUGUGCCAGGUGAUUGGGAUGUACGACUACAGCGCGCAGAAUGACGACGAGCUGGCCUUCAACAAGGGCCAGAUCAUCAACGUCCUCAACAAGGAGGACCCCGACUGGUGGAAGGGAGAGGUCCACGGGCAGGUGGGGCUCUUCCCGUCCAACUACGUGAAGCUGACCACAGACACGGACCCCAGCCAGCAAUGGUGUUCAGACUUACACCUCUUGGACAUGUUGACCCCAACUGAGAGAAAGCGACAGGGGUACAUCCACGAGCUCAUUGUCACGGAGGAGAACUACGUAAAUGACCUGCAGCUGGUCACGGAGAUUUUUCAGAAACCCCUGAUGGAGUCUGAGCUGCUGACAGAAAAAGAGGGUGCUAUGAUUUUUGUUAACUGGAAGGAGCUGAUUAUGUGUAAUAUCAAACUACUGAAAGCACUGAGAGUUCGCAAGAAGAUGUCUGGGGAGAAGAUGCCUGUGAAGAUGAUCGGGGACAUCCUGACCGCCCAGCUGCCGCACAUGCAGCCCUACAUCCGCUUCUGCAGCUGCCAGCUCAACGGGGCUGCCUUGAUCCAGCAGAAGACAGACGAGGCCCCAGACUUCAAGGAGUUUGUCAAAAGGCUGGCCAUGGACCCUCGCUGUAAGGGAAUGCCACUCUCUAGUUUUAUUCUGAAGCCUAUGCAACGGGUAACAAGAUACCCAUUGAUCAUUAAAAAUAUCCUGGAAAACACUCCUGAAAACCACCCGGACCACAGCCACUUGAAGCACGCCCUGGAGAAGGCGGAGGAGCUAUGCUCCCAGGUGAACGAAGGGGUGCGGGAGAAGGAGAACUCGGACCGGCUGGAGUGGAUCCAGGCCCAUGUGCAGUGUGAAGGCCUGUCUGAGCAACUUGUGUUCAAUUCAGUGACCAAUUGCUUGGGGCCACGCAAGUUUCUGCACAGUGGGAAACUCUACAAGGCCAAGAGCAACAAGGAGCUGUAUGGCUUCCUCUUCAACGACUUCCUCCUGCUGACCCAAAUCAUAAAGCCCCUGGGCUCUUCAGGCACUGACAAAGUCUUCAGCCCCAAAUCAAACCUGCAGUAUAAGAUGUACAAAACACCUAUUUUCCUAAAUGAGGUGUUGGUAAAACUACCUACUGACCCUUCUGGGGAUGAACCCAUCUUCCACAUUUCCCACAUCGACCGAGUCUACACCCUCCGAGCAGAAAGUAUAAACGAAAGGACUGCCUGGGUGCAGAAAAUCAAAGCUGCUUCUGAACUCUACAUAGAGACGGAGAAGAAGAAGAGGGAGAAGGCAUACCUAGUCCGUUCCCAAAGGGCCACAGGCAUUGGAAGGUUGAUGGUGAACGUGGUUGAAGGCAUUGAGCUGAAACCCUGUCGGUCACAUGGAAAGAGUAACCCGUACUGUGAGGUGACCAUGGGUUCCCAGUGUCACAUCACCAAGACGAUCCAGGACACUCUGAAUCCCAAGUGGAAUUCCAACUGCCAAUUCUUCAUCAAAGACUUGGAGCAGGAGGUCCUGUGCAUCACCGUGUUUGAGAGGGACCAGUUCUCUCCAGACGAUUUUUUGGGUCGGACGGAGAUUCGUGUAGCCGACAUCAAGAAGGACCAGGGUUCUAAGGGUCCGGUUACGAAGUGUCUCCUGCUGCACGAAGUUCCCACGGGAGAGAUUGUGGUCCGCUUGGACCUGCAGUUGUUUGAUGAGCCCUAGGGAGCUGGCCCAGGGCGUGCUUG
Messenger RNA from Hippopotamus amphibius kiboko, 5500 nucleotides. It is a transcript of the gene ITSN1, whose product is annotated as intersectin 1. Lineage: Eukaryota; Metazoa; Chordata; Mammalia; Artiodactyla; Hippopotamidae. The record is from RefSeq and is a predicted model, not a curated record. Gene Ontology annotation, cellular component: intracellular vesicle; clathrin-coated pit; cytoplasm. Gene Ontology annotation, biological process: intracellular signal transduction; clathrin-dependent synaptic vesicle endocytosis; positive regulation of Rho protein signal transduction. Gene Ontology annotation, molecular function: protein binding; calcium ion binding; guanyl-nucleotide exchange factor activity. The transcript has 40 exons. Bases 327 to 5477 code for a protein of 1716 amino acids.